Messenger RNA from Eurytemora carolleeae, 319 nucleotides. Its product is annotated as ATP-dependent RNA helicase dbp7. The record is from RefSeq and is a predicted model, not a curated record. The transcript has 4 exons. Bases 29 to 304 code for a protein of 91 amino acids. Lineage: Eukaryota; Metazoa; Arthropoda; Copepoda; Calanoida; Temoridae.
AAUUCCUGAUUAAGACGAGGCUGACAGAAUGCUUGAGCUGGGAUACGAACGUGAAGUGACAAAGGUUCUUGAUGCCCUACAGAAAACUAAUCAUAAAAGACGACAAUCCCUUCUUCUUUCCGCUACACUGACACAGGGAAUAGAGCAACUAUCUGAAGUGAGUCUACGACACCCUGUAUUUAUUGAUGCUGCAGGAGACGGUGGCGAAGAUGACAAGAAGAACCUGGUGACCCCGGCAAAUCUAAAACAGGCUUUCCUCCUUGUACCUGCUAAACUCCGGCUAGUUGCCCUAGGUAGGUUCUAACUCAGACUAGUUGCU